AUGACAUGUGAUAAUAAUAUAAAUAUUUUAAAGACUAGUAAUAAAGUAUUGACAAAACCUACAGACAUAGCCACAGCUUUCAACAACCAUUUUAUUGACAUAACAAAUGGAUACAAAGAGGAAUAUUAUAAAAUGAACUCUAAACGAACUGUGAGUCACUCAAUGUUUCUAAAACCAGUUUCACAGAACGAAGUGAAAAGACAGGUUUUAUCAUUAAAUAAUACAAAUUCUGAAGGAUAUGAUGAAAUAUGUACAAAAAUAAUAAAAGACAGCAUCGACGAGAUAAUAGAUGUUUUAACUCACCUAAUUAAUUUAUCUUUCUCAAGCGGAACGUUCCCUGAGCUUUUAAAAGCAUCCAUAGUAAAACCCCUUUAUAAGAAAGAAUUCUUCUAUGCCUUCAAGAAAAGAUUUUAUUCCUUCUUUCUUAAAAGGCCGGCAACGAACUUGCGAUUCCCCUGGUUCCUCGCUAUCUGGUGGCCAUUGAAAUGCCAGAUCACUAAACGCCGCGCCAGAAUGAUGAUAGUCUUCAUCUGGAUCUUCGCCAUCCUCGUCACAUCACCGUGGGUCUUCUUCUUCGAUCUCGUGGUCGUAUUCGACGACAACCCCAACGUGCGACUCUGCCUUGAUGUCUGGCCAAACCCCCUCAGCGAAGUCCUAUACUUCGUUUUAGGCAAUCUAAUCUUCUGUUACAUUCUACCCAUGGUCCUCAUUACCAUGUGCUACAUUCUCAUCUGGAUCAAAGUAUCAAGACGAUCUAUCCCCACGGACACACAAGAUGCCCAAAUGGAGAGAAUGCAACAAAAGUCUAAGGUGAAGGUCGUCAAAAUGCUCGUGGCAGUCGUUAUCAUCUUCGUACUCUCUUGGUGCCCCUUAUAUCUCAUAUUCGCCAGGAUAAAGUUAGGAGGUCCAAUUCAGAAAUGGGAGGAAGACAUAUUUCCAAUUAUAACGCCUCUUGCCCAAUGGCUCGGGUCUUCAAACUCUUGCAUCAAUCCCAUUCUCUACGCAUUCUUCAACAAGAAGUACAGGAAAGGCUUCGUAGCCAUAAUUAAGAGCAGAAAAUGCUGCGGAAGACUGCGUUACUAUGAGACUAUCGCUUUGCAGUCAUCGAGUACCUCGACAAGAAAAUCUUGGCAUUACAAUAAUAACAAUCAUGCCUCGAUCACCCGUAGAUCUCCUCCGAUGGAUAAAAACGCGGUUUCCUUCAUCUUCAACCAUACCGGAGUGUAA
Molecule: messenger RNA, 1227 nt
Organism: Achroia grisella
Lineage: Eukaryota; Metazoa; Arthropoda; Insecta; Lepidoptera; Pyralidae
Product: neuropeptide SIFamide receptor-like
Exons: 3
Coding region: 1-1227 (408 amino acids)
Biological process (GO): G protein-coupled receptor signaling pathway
Cellular component (GO): membrane
Molecular function (GO): G protein-coupled receptor activity; peptide binding
Source: RefSeq, a predicted model, not a curated record